Molecule: messenger RNA, 4404 nt
Organism: Prorocentrum cordatum
Lineage: Eukaryota; Dinophyceae; Prorocentrales; Prorocentraceae
Source: the annotation of a GenBank genome assembly
AUGCCAGCGCCACGCAGUGCGGUGCAGGGGCUCCACAAGGCGGAGGUCUCACAACUACUCCAAGAGUUUGGCCUGCCCCACAGCCCGGCCUGGAGCGUGGGCGAGCCGAAGCAGAUCCUGAAGGAGAACAUUUUCCCGAAGACAGAGACGGCCGCGCAGAUCGAGAUGAAGGGCAUGACAAACCCUUCGCUAAAACUCUCGAUCCGCAAGGCGAUUCUCCAGAAGCGCCCGCCGGAGCCGACCGACUACAUGGGCUUCGGGAAGCACGGCGCGCUGACGUACCAGCAGGUCCUGAGGCGGUACCCUUCCUACGCGGCCUGGUGCCAGGCAGAGGGGAACGCUGGGGGCAGCUGGGAGCUGGCCAGGUUUGUCUCGCGGCUCAACGAGCAGGAGGUAGUCCACGUGAGGGAUGAGAUGACCAGGGACCCUGGGGAGGCCCCGAUGGAGCCUCAGAAGGCUCGAGGGGGCGCGAGGUCAUCCCGCCGAAGGACGACGGACGUGAUGAUGGAGGACGAGCUCGAGGAGCAGGAGAGGCUGGAGGCCGCAGCUGAGGAGGAUAAGAACGCGAACCAGUUCAUCCAGCAGCAGAUGCUGACCGCCCUGAGCCAGCUCAGCCAACGACUGGAGAAGCUCGAGGGUCACGACCAGGUGGCGCAAGGGAAGCACGCGCACUGGGAGUGGCCCAUCAAGUGCGAGGGCUGGGGCCACAGGAUGAUCAGGCAAAUGAUCGAAGACUGCUCGAUGACAGUGGUCAAGGUAGCCGGGUGCCAACUCGGGGUGAAGAACGAGAAGGGCCAGCCCCUGCUCAAGGAGUGGCUGAUCGCCGCGACAUCCCCGAAGAGGGCGGCCAGGAUGGCCAUGGAGUGUCCCGGGGACCACAAGCACGGCGAGCUCGCGGGAGGCAGCCUCGCGGCGGCCACGAGCUACUACACGGACGAGUUCGCGAAGAGGGCAGUCUGGGCGAUGAUCGAGGAGGUUUCCCCAGACUACCGCGAGUUCUUGAGGUGCCUGGCGGAGCCCGAGGUGCCGGAGGGACAGGCGCUGGCCGCUGGGAGAGAAGAGACGUCAGCGGGCGCAGACCCGAACUCGAAGGAGCACCCGCAGAUCAUCCGAUGGCUGGCAUCCGUGCACCGAGGAUCAGGCCACAGCUCCAAGACCGCUAUGCUGAACGCACUCAGGCGGAAGGGGGCGAGCCAGCCGGUGCUGCAGGUGGCCCAGGUUCUCCCCCCGAAGUGGACGCACAUUCAGGCUGACCAGUUCGAAUGGGAGCACCCCCGCAAGAAGAUCAAGUCAAAGUUCUCGCCCAUCAUCGAUGAGAACUGCAGGGUGCGGGUCAGCAAGCUGCUCCACCACAUGGUGGGGGAGGACCGGCACCGCAACCCGGUCUGGGCCGACCUCGAGGAUUUCUACGAGGAGCGCUGGCCGCCAAAUUUUGGCAAACCGCAGAGGGUGAAGGUGGACCCUGAGGGCUCGUGGAUGUCCAAGCAGGCCGCUGACUACUUCGACUCUGACUCCGUCGGGUACGAACCGAUUCCAGGACAAGCCCACUGGCGAGCCUCCCUUGUAGAAGAGGCGAUCCAGGCCACGAAAGGGACCAUGGACCGGCUUGUCGCGGAGAACCCCGAGAUGUCCACCGAGGAAGCCCUGGCCGGGGCGGUCGCAGCCGGGAGCGCUCGAGAAGAUGUCCGAGGCCACUUCCCUCUUCAAAGCGCCCUGGGAAGGGCACCUGACUUGGACGGCCAUUUCUUCGAGAGCGACUUCGGCGAGUUGCCCUGCGUCGAGGCCCAGCGCGUUGACCAGGAGCACGGUGAGAACUACGCGAGGAUGUACGCGGCAGAGCAGGAGCACCUGAGGCAGGUCUACAUGCGGCGCAUCAGCCGAGCCGAGAACGCGAAGAACCAGGCGCUCAAGUCCGCGGCGCCAGGCACGUGGGCGCGCUACUUCCGCAAGGAGAAGGGCGAGACCAAGGGCCGCUUCAAGGGGCUCGCGAGGGCGUUGGCCACAGAGACGGCACGCCCUGUGGACGGCGACCUGGGACAGAGCGAGGCACUGCACCCAGGGCGCCCGGGGUCAGUGGUCUGGCUGGUUCGGGCAGGCCGGAUCAUCAAGGUGGACCUGUGCCAAAUCCGAGCUGCCUCCGCCCGAGAGAUCGCGUGCGCCGAGCUCAUGGGAGGCAAGGGCGCCCCCUGGACCAUCAACACCUUCAUGAACCAGGCGAUGCGGCAGGAAUACCUGGACUUUUCCUUGCACGAUCCCACGGAGCACGAUGUGGAGUUCGCCACCUGGGAAGGAGUUCCUGAUUCAGCAUCAUAUCUGAAGAGGGUUCGCACGACAGAGCUCUCCGAAGACAAGGGCCCCCAGGUGACCCCAAGGGAUCGGCCUGCCCCUCCCGUGCGGAAGCAGAUCCCCAAGAAGGGGCAGCAUCCUGGAGGCGCUGCAGACCGGGCCAAGACGUCCAGGGCAGCAGUCGCUGAGAAGAACCUGAAGGAGCAGGCUGCACUCACGGCCAAGGCCUUGAGGCAGGCCACCAGGCACAUGGGCACCUACAUGGCGAGCCAACUGAGAAAAGGGAAACGCGAGAUCUCGGAGCGGAUCCUCACCCCGGACGAGCUGGACAGGUUCAACAAGGCGAAGGUCACCGAGGUAAACAACUAUAUCAUAUCCUCAGUCCUCGAGACCCUGCUUCCUGGAGUCACGCCGCCACACGAGGAGGUCAUGCGUAUGAGGUGGAUCCUGGAGUGGAAGAUCGACGAGAGCACGGGCGACAAGAAAGCAAAGGCACGGAUCGUGGUCUUGGGCUACAUGGACCCUGAGUACGAGCACCGCCCGACCAGAGCUCCAACGAUGACACGUACUUCCAGGCACCUGUUGCUGCAAAUGAUGGCGUGGCUAGGCUUCAAGGGGUACAAGGCAGACGUGACUGCAACCUUCACCCAGAACCGCGAGAUCCAGCACAAUCUGUUCGUGAUGCCCGUGAAGGAAUUGGCUAUACGGCGCUCGGACUACCCGAGGGCGCUCGCGGAGUUUGGCUGGGCCCAGAUGAAGAUGGACCCGUGCGUCUGGGUGCUGCACGGCGACGCGCACGGCCGGGACAACAACUUCACCAAGGAGGCGCUGCAAGAGUUCAUUGAUCCAGAAGUGCUCAACGAGCUGGUCGCAGCGAAGGGCGACCUCGACAUCGUGGCGGUCGCCGGGUCGCAUGUGGAUGAGUCCCUGCUGGGUGGCAAGGAAUCCGAUCCGCGAUGGGUCAAGGCUCGAGAACAUAUUCAAGGGCGUUUCAAGUGGAAGACGUGGGAGACUGAGGAGUUCAUGCAGACUGGAGUGAAGAUCAAGCAGCAGCCCGACAGGAGCUUCCGCAUGGACCAUAAUGACUAUGUGACAACCAUGGAGAAGGCCUUCCGAACUCCCGAGCGCAAGAAGAACAAGGACGCAGAGACCGCCGACAGGGAGAAAGGUCAGCUCAGAGCAAUCCUGGGGGCCGUCGGCUGGCGCUCUGAACAGUCUGGCCCAAUGCAUUCCGCUGACACAAGCCUGCUGUUGAGCACGGUCCCCUCAUCAACGGUGCAGACCAUCAACGAGACGAACCGGCUGGUCGACCGAGUGAGAGAGUGUGCUGGCCUGCCGCUGGUGAUCCACAGCCACUCCCAGGCCCAAGUGCUGGUGCCGAUAGAGUGGUCCGACCCAUCUGAUUCGAACCGGCCCGACGGGAAGUCCACCAAGGGCCUGAUUGCAGGCAUGGCCCCUCUGAAGAUCCUCAAGGGUGACGAGACAGACGUGAGCCUGGUGUCGUGGAAGUCGGGCAAGAUCGACCGAGGCCGUCGCAGCUCCGUCGCCUGUGGGACCCGGUCUGCGGUGGAUGCGGAGGACGAGCUGUUCGGCAUCAAGUUGCAGUGGCUCGAGAUGCUCGGCAACUCCAUCGACUGGCGUAACCCGGAGGACACACUGGCCAAGCUGCCAGGGGCCGUCGUGGUGGACGCCAAGGGCCUGUAUGACAAGCUCCAGACCACAGUCUACACCUUCCGUGGGAAGAAGAAGCGGACGGACGUGGGGGCGAUGUCGCUGAAGGAGGGGACCCAGGCCGCCAACAACUGGAUGCUCUGGGUCCAUGGCGAUGCUCAGCUGGCAAACUCUCUGACCAAGGGGCACGAGCCAGGGCAGCUGAGGAUGUACUUCAAUAGCGGCCCUCGCUGGAAGCUGGUCUACGACGCCAAGUACCAGAGUGCACGCAAGCGGAAGGCAGCAGGGAUCCUUCCAUUCGAGAAUGUUCCACAGGAGGUCGUGAGGAGCUCAGAGUCAUCGAGGGAGCCAGCCUCUGGAGCAGCAAAUCGGGAGCUUCCCGAUUACGAGGCCCUCUCGAGCGAGGAUUCAGACGAAGAUAACAUGCUCAGCUUGGAGGACCCUUAA